Arabidopsis arenosa is the source of this 1317-nucleotide messenger RNA. Lineage: Eukaryota; Viridiplantae; Streptophyta; Magnoliopsida; Brassicales; Brassicaceae. The record is from the annotation of a GenBank genome assembly.
AACAGAUUCCGGGGAAAUGAUUUCUUCCAUCAAGGGUUGCUGAUUGUAGAAGCUUAGUUCCUGAUAAGUUGGAAUAAGGUGUUUUCAUUUGCGGAUCUUAGAGCGAAACAAGUUUGGCACUUUAUGGCUCUGGAACAACAUGUUUGUGAAAAGCGGCUUCAAGCUAAGCCCUUUUGUAGCCAAGAGUUUCAGUUGACUCUCAAUUGGGAUGAUUUAACUUGUCCCAUUUGUUUGGAUUUCCCUCACAAUGGUGUGCUUCUCCAGUGUUCUUCUUACGAAAACGGAUGCCGUGCUUUUGUCUGCAAUACUGAUCACCUUCACUCUAACUGUUUGGAUCGUUUCAUUAGCGCCUGUGGUACUGAUUCACCUCCACCUCCUGAUGAACCUCGCUCUAAGGUUUUAGAAGAGAGUUGCAAACCGGUGUGUCCACUGUGUAGAGGAGAAGUUACUGGGUGGCUUGUUGUAGAAGAGGCUCGUGUUCGUCUUGAUGAGAAAAAACGUUGCUGUGAGGAAGAAAGAUGCAGGUUUAUGGGUACUUACACAGAGCUUCGCAAACAUGCUCAGUCAGAGCAUCCAGAUUCUCGUCCUUCAGAAAUUGAUCCAGCACGGAAGCUUGAUUGGGAGAAUUUCCAGCAGUCGUCUGAGAUAAUCGACGUGUUGAGCACAAUUCACUCAGAGGUUCCAAGAGGAGUGGUUUUAGGGGACUAUGUGAUCGAAUAUGGAGAUGAUGAUACAGGAGAUGAAUUUGAGGAUGUUCCCAACAAUGAAGGAAACUGGUGGACCUCUUGUAUUCUGUAUCAAAUGUUUGACAAUAUAAGGAAUGCCAGGAAUCGAAGAAGAUCAAGAAUGAGCGAGAGCAGGAGAGGGAGUCGCCGCUCUAGCUAUGAAAACUCCAACUCUGAUGACAGCUCAGUAGCUUCCAUAGAGUUCCCGGAGUAUAGAGUAGAUGAGAUCGAUGAUGAGUUCAUCAGCACAAGUGGAGCUAACAGAAGUAGCUCUAUGCACCAAAGUUCAAGAAGGCGCCGAACCCGCUUCUAUGAAAAUUAGUCAGCUGGAAAAUGAAGCGAAGCGAAUGAAGCAGACCAGCCUAUUCGUAGCCAGUGUUCUUGGUUUUGGACCUCUCUCUCUUCUUUUUCUUUCUACACAUAAAUUUAUUUUAGGUUUGUCUUGUGACAUUACUCGCAGCCACAGCCUUUGUACAAAAACAAAACUAAAAGCCUUUUUGGGAUAUUGUAGUACCCUUUGUCGUGGUCUCUUCUUUGUUUUACAUGCAUCUCUGAACAAUGUAGAUAUUGAGAGUAAAUCAGAAGUCAACGU